Molecule: messenger RNA, 1812 nt
Organism: Amblyraja radiata (thorny skate)
Lineage: Eukaryota; Metazoa; Chordata; Chondrichthyes; Rajiformes; Rajidae
Product: oocyte zinc finger protein XlCOF6-like
Exons: 4
Coding region: 1-1797 (598 amino acids)
Source: RefSeq, a predicted model, not a curated record
AUGAGGUGCCCGAGCCAUCUUGAGAUCCAUAGGCGGGAGCACACGGGAGAACGCCCCUUCAACUUCUCGGAGUGCGGAAAGAGCUUCAAGACGGCGGAUGUGCUGAAGAUCCACCAGCGGGUGCACACGGGCAAGAAGCGCUAUGGCUGCUCCACCUGCGGCAAGAACUUUGCCCAGUUGUCGGGGCUGCAGGAUCACCGGCGGGUGCACAGCAGUGAGGGGCCCUUCACCUGCUCCGACUGCGGCAAAUGCUUCAAGUCGUCGCCGGACCUGAAGAGGCAUGGGCUCCUGCACGCCAGGGAGCGCCUCUACACCUGUACCCAGUGUGGCAAGGGUUUCACCCGCUCCGGCACGCUGCUGUCCCACCAGCGCACCCACACUGGCGAGCGCCCCUUCACCUGCUCCCAGUGCGGCAAGGGCUUCACCCGGUCCAGUCACCUGCUGUCCCACCAGCGCACACACACUAGCGAGCCUCCCUACACCUGUACCCAGAGCGGCAAGGGCUUCACUCACUCCUCCAAGCCGCUGGACCACCAGCGCACCCACACCGGCGAGCGCCCCUACACCUGCGCCCAGUGCGGCAAGGGCUUCACCCAGUCCAGCAUCUUGCGGUCCCACCAGCGAAUCCACACCGGCGAGCGCCCCUACACCUGCGCCCACUGUGGCAAGGGCUUCACCCGCCCCGGCACGCUGCUGGCCCACCAGCGCACCCACACUGGCGAGUGCCCCUACACCUGCGCCCAGUGCAGCAAGGGCUUCACCCAGCCCAGCAACCUGCGGUCCCACCAGCGAACCCACACCGGCGAGCGGGCCCUUACCUGCACCCAGUGCGGCAACUGCUUCACCCGGUCCAGGCACCUGCUCGAUCACCAGCGCACCCACACCGGUGAGCGCCCCUACACCUGCGCCCACUGUGGCAAGGGCUUCACCCGCUCCAGCACCCUGCUGGUGCACCAGCGCACCCACAGUGGCGAGCGCCCCUACACCUGCGCCCAGUGCAGCAAGGGCUUCUCCUGCUCCUCCAAACUGCUGUUGCACCAGCGCACCCACACCGGCGAGCGCCCCUACACCUGCGCCCAGUGCGGCAAGGGCUUCACCCAGUCCAGCAUCCUGCUGAAGCACCAGCGCACCCACACCGGCGAGCGACCCUUUACCUGCACCCAGUGCGGCAACUGCUUCACCAGGCACAGGCACCUGCUGGAUCACCAGCGCACCCACACCGGUGAGCGCCCCUACACCUGCGCCCACUGUGGCAAGGGCUUCGCCCGCUCCAGCACCCUGCUGUUGCACCAGCGCACCCACACCGGCGAGCGCCCCUACACCUGCGCACAGUGCGGCAAGGGCUUCACCAGCUCCAGCAACCUGCUGAAGCACCAGCGCACCCACACCGGUGAGCGGCCCUUUACCUGCACCCAGUGCGGCAACUGCUUCACCCGCUCCAGCACCCUGCUGAAGCACCAGCGCACCCAUACCGGUGAGCGCCCCUACACCUGCGCACAGUGCGGCAAGGGCUUCACCAGCUCCAGCAACCUGCUGUCCCACCAGCGGGUGCACAACGGCGCCCAUCCCGUCCCCAGCCCGGUGUGUGGAGAGCUCUUUGCCAUGGCCUCCCACGCCCUAUCUCACCAGCGUGUGCACACCAGUGAGAGACCCUUUGUGUGCGCUGAGUGUGGCAAGGGUUUCACCCGGCUUGACCCCCUGCUGGAGCACCGACGAGUCCACACUGGCCAGCAUCCCUUCACCUGCCCGCUCUGCGGCAAGGCCUUUGGCCGCUCCUCCAGCCUGCCACGUGGAUAGAUAGGCGCUGUUUAG